GGAGGAGGAGGAAAGGUGUGCGCAUGUGCAGCCCACCUGUGCAACGUGGAGGGGGAAAAUGCCUAAGAAGCAGGGAGAGCGUGUGGGCGUAGCUCAGGAGAUAGAUACCCUGGAGGAGAUGCUGUCCCAGUGCAGGGAGAACUUGGAAGAGUUGGAUUUUAAGCUACGGCGAGAAGAACUGACUCCUGAGGGAAGAAACUCACUGGAAAGAGAGAGAGAUCUGCUAGCAACCAAAGCUGAAAAUUAUGAGAAAGAACUGAAAGCGCUUCGCCAUGAAAACCGCAGGAACGCAGCCCUCUCGGUGGCCCUCGUGCUGCUGAUUGUCGUUAUUUACACUUGCUGGACCAUGUAGCAGCUUUUGCCGAGAUCCCCUCAUGACGUGACUGU
This is a messenger RNA of Zootoca vivipara (common lizard), 387 nucleotides long. It is a transcript of the gene CCDC167, whose product is annotated as coiled-coil domain containing 167. NCBI's taxonomy places the organism in Eukaryota, Metazoa, Chordata, Lepidosauria, Squamata, Lacertidae. The record is from RefSeq and is a predicted model, not a curated record.